AAGGCAACCGAAGGGGCGGGAACUUUGCGUAAGUGUCCACUAUUCUUCAGGUUAAGGCAACGCGCGGAUGAAGACAUCGAUGGUGUUUUUCUCAACCUCAGUCAAAAGGUUUCUUUUCAUCUCUGGCCGGUGUGAGCGGCACCAUGUGCGGUAGCUGGUGGAGCAGUGCAGCGGUGACCCACGGGCUGAUAGCCCUGUUCGCCAUGGGCUCCUGGAUUUCCGUCAACAGUCUGUGGGUCGAGCUCCCCGUGGUUGUCAGUGUGCUACCCGAAGGAUGGAACCUGCCAGCCUAUCUCUCAGUGCUAAUAGCAUUUGGGAACCUUGGCCCAAUAGCAGUGACCAUCACACACCACUGCGCUCCAGGACGUCUAAACGAACGCCUCGUCAUCCACUGCAUCCAGCUGCUGGCAGUGCUUUCGUCCGCCCUUCUGGCUGCCUUCUGGUCAUACACCGUCGCAGUAGCCGGAGAAGAGAGGUCCCUAGCGUUCUUCCUCCUCACCUUUGUGUUGUCUUUGGUUUGCUGCACAUCCAACGUCACCUUCCUGCCUUUUAUGUUUCGUUACCCCCCUCAGUAUAUUCGGACUUUCUUUAUUGGUCAGGGCUUCAGCGCCUUGUUCCCUUGUGUCGUGGCUUUAGGGCAAGGCGUUGGCAAGGUGGAGUGUAAAAGUGUGAAUGGCACCAUACAGCCAGAGUAUUUAGAAGAGAACUUUCCUGCGCACAGCUUCUUCGGGUUCUUGUGUGUCAUGCUGUCAGUCUCGUCUCUGAGUUUCUGGGCUUUGACACGAAGACCGACCGAGUCACAGGAAGCUGCCCGGCCAGAGGAGUCCGAUGAAGCGGCGACAGCCAAAAGUGGAGAGGAAACACACCCACUGCAGAGCGGAGGAACGCCAGUGUCUGAGCAGGCGGUGCAGGUGGAGGAACAGCGCCCUGCUCAGACAUUUUGGACACAGAGGAACAUUUACCUGCUGUCACUGCUCGCUGUCUCCAACGCCCUCACCAACGGGGUCCUGCCGUCUGUGCAGAGCUUCUCCUGUUUGCCCUACAGCACCAUGGCCUUUCACCUCUCCGUGGUCCUUGGCAACAUAGCAAACCCGCUGGCCUGCUUUCUAGCUAUGUUUGUUGUCCUGAGGUCCUCUGCUGGUCUGGGCUUCUUGUCUUUAGGAGGGGGAGUAUUUGCUGCAUAUCUCAUGGCAUUAGCGGCACUCAGUCCCUGUCCUCCACUCCGAGGAAGCCCAGGAGUUGGCGUGGCUUUGGUGGUCAUCUCCUGGAUCGUUUUCACUGGCCUCUUCUCCUAUGUGAAGGUGGUGAUCGGGACUUUUCUUCAUGAGGCAGGUCACGCUGGCCUGCUGUGGUGCGGCAUCUCUAUCCAGGCCGGCUCCCUUAUCGGAGCCUUCACCAUGUUCCCUCUGGUCAACGUCUAUCACGUGUUUGCCCGCGCUCAAGAAUGCGUGGAUAACUGCAGUUAGCACAUGUGAGACAUAUAAUGACCUUCUGUUUUUUUGUUUUUUGUUUUUUUUUUUUUAAAUACACAAUUCCCGUUCAUGUGUCACAGGAAAUGUCUGUUCUGCCCUAUUUUUUGGGUUCCUGUUCCUGCGUCAAGCACCUGAUCUGUCUUGGCCUCAUCUUUCAGGCCGCCUCUGAGGCAUCCUCUCCUGAUUCGGAGGCCUCUUAGUCUGUGGAGGUCAAAGCUCUCCCAGAUAAUGGCAGCAUUGUGUUGCUGCACAUUGGCCGAGGGCAUGUCAAAUGCGAAUGAUGCAGUAAUACCACCAGUGCUUUGUGUGGUAUUUUAUAAGUAGUUUCGGUACUUGAAGUUGUACAGUUACAAACACAACAGCUGACUGACCCUCCCCUCCCCCCUCCCACUACAACAAGCCGUGUGAAAACUUGUUCGCUCAGGGAAACAAAACAUUAACUUAUUCAUCCACAUUUACUGCUCCUGGAUGUACUUCAUGAGAAAUAAUUCACAAUUUUUUUCAAAGAAACUAUAGUCUAAUCAAUACUAUUUUCAGAUAUCUGGCUACCUCGUCCCUUUGAUUCUCUGUAAGGAUUAAGCAUUAAUUACAGUCUGAUAUGCAGUCAGUUGUGCUGAAGUCAGUGUUCUUUUAACACUACGUUCUGUAAUGCAUUAACACUUUAUAGAUGCGGUGACAUGUCUUGAUUUAAUACCAAAAUUAUUUCUCCGUGCCUGAAAAAAACACAGAAUUUCAGUUUCCUUUUAGAUUAGAUUUGACUGUUUAAUCUCAAAUGUUUUAUGCAAGCAUUUUUCGUCUUUUAUGUGUGUUUUUGUAAUUUAUUAUAUUUUUAAUUUUGGAUUUGUAUUAAUUCGAAAUAUACAGCAAUGUUAUGCUACCUUAAUGGAACAACAUGUGGCCUAGAUGAGUAGAAAGUAAAGAGUAAGUAGUUUUGGUAAACAAGGGAUCAUGUCAGUCUUUAUCUUGGAUGUGCACUAUUACCCUAAAAGGUAAUUUUGCUAACCAAGCUGCUAAAGUGCAUCAGAUUAAAAACUUCAUAAAACUCUGAAGAAGUUUACAGAGGAAGUUGCCUUAACUGUAUUGUGGUAAUCCUGCUUUUUUAAAAUGUAUCAUCAAUAAUCUGUUCAAUUCUGUGCUGAUUUUAAAUGGACUGAUAAGCGUCUGAUUGGUUAAGUGAUUGAUGGUGACUUUGGUCCCUUUUUUUGUAUAUGACUGUUUUGGGGUUUUUUUAAGCUGAUUGUCAUGUGACCUCAAAUGGGUUAAUGAGAGAAGUUAUGACCUGACUGGUAAACAAUAAAUGAAAAUGUCCCAAAGCUUGUUUUGU
Messenger RNA from Scatophagus argus, 2796 nucleotides. RefSeq names its product solute carrier family 52, riboflavin transporter, member 2-like. Lineage: Eukaryota; Metazoa; Chordata; Actinopteri; Scatophagidae. Gene Ontology annotation, biological process: riboflavin transport. Gene Ontology annotation, molecular function: riboflavin transmembrane transporter activity. The transcript is spliced from 4 exons. Gene Ontology annotation, cellular component: plasma membrane. The record is from RefSeq and is a predicted model, not a curated record. Bases 144 to 1466 code for a protein of 440 amino acids.